GGCGGGCGGAGACAGCGAAGGCGGGAGCCGCCGUCGGGCGAAGGGGCCGCUGCCUGGCGGGGCAGAAGCGGACCUGGAGCGCCCGCGCGGGGAGCCAGUCCGGAGGUCGGCGGCGAGUUGCUGCUGGCUGCCUCCUGCGCUGCGGGCGGCCGCGCUCCGCCUGGUGGCCCUUGCCCGCGGUGCGUCCCCGCGCCUGGAGCGCGUCGGGCAGAGGCGUCGGUCCCGUCAGCCUUCCUGGCUGCUUUUCCUCCUUCCUGGUCACUCCUCCGGCCGGGCAGGGACGGUGCCCGGGCUGCGAGCUCGGCGGCGCCUCGGAGGACCGCCGGCGCGCGCGGGAGGAGCGCUCCCCUGGGCCCGCCAGAGCCUCGCUCCGUAUCCCGCGGUGGUGCCAAGUCGCCGGGGAGGGGAGGAAGGAGCGCCCCGCUGGCCCCUCGGCGCCCGGCUUGCUCCUCCCGGUCGGGCGUGGAAGCGCCGGUCCCAAAGGAAGGGCUUUUGCGCCGAGGACAGGCGCCGCCGGGCAGUGGUGCCGGCAUUCCGGGAAAGGCUGCCAGCAGGGAUUCCUCGGAAGAUGAAGGUCUGGUCCCGCCUCCUGCUGGCUCUGUGGCUGGGCAUCGUGGACCUCGGAAGCCCCUCUGAGCGCUGUGAUGAUUGGGGCGUGGACACCAUGAAGCACAAGCCUGUCUAUAAUGGCGAACCGACCAAAAUCAAGUGCCCGCUCUUUGAGGCCUGCCUGAAGUACAACUACAGCACUGCCCACGCGGCUGGCCUGACCCUCAUUUGGUAUUGGAUCGGGCAAGGCCGGGACCUGGAGGAGCCCAUCAACUUCCGGCUCCCCGACAGCCGCAUCAGUAAGGAGAAGGACACCCUCUGGUUCCGGCCUGCGCUUCUCAACGACACGGGGAACUACACCUGCAUGCUCAGAAACACCACCUACUGCAGUAAAGUUGCUUUCCCCCUGGAGGUUGUGAACAAAGACCCUCCCCCUCAUUCCUGUGCCAGUCAAGCUGUGGAGCCAGAAGAAGUCUUGCUAUAUUUAGACUACACCAACAUCAACCUCACCUGCCCAGAUGUGGAUGGGUUCUAUCCAGCCAACACCAAGCUGCAGGUCAAGUGGUAUAUGAACUGCAAGUUGAUGGAUCACUACACGGAGCGAUACCCCACCGGCCUCAACCUCAUCUUUGGCUUUGUGCGUGAGGCGUACAGCGCCAACUACACCUGCAUUGUGACCUACCAGGAGAAUGGCCGGGAGUUCAGCCUCACCAGGACUCGGAGGGUGAAGGUGGUGGGACCUCCAGAGAAAGCAGAACGUCCACAGAUAUCUUCUCCCAACGACCGAGUCAUCUAUGAACUCAGAGCAGGAGAAGACCUGGUUCUCCCUUGCAAAGUCUAUUUCACGUUCCUGGAGGGUCCUUCCCCUGAGGUCUGGUGGCUCAUUGAUGGAAGAAAUACCGAUGACAGCACUGACCCCAAAAUCAACGUCUCCCAACGGAUCACAACCUCAGGAACUGGAGACAUAGAAAUUGAAAGGGUUCUGACUGUGCCGAAGGUCAAAGAAGAGGAGUUGAGGCACAACUAUACCUGCUGUGCCCGUAACCUUCUGGGUGAAGUUCACAAGCAAGCCAUUGUGAAGCUGAAAGUUCCGGCACCAAGAUACACCGUGGAGCUUGCCUGUGGCUUGGGGGCGACUGUGUGUCUCGUGGUCAUCCUCACGGUGGUCUACCAUGUCUACUGGCUUGAAAUGGUCCUCUUUUACCGUGCACACUUUGGGACAGAUGAAACCAUUCUAGACGGGAAGGAGUAUGACAUUUACGUGUCCUACGCAAGGAAUGCUGAGGAAGAAGAGUUUGUGCUGCUGACGCUGAGAGGAGUCUUGGAGAACGAGUUCGGCUACAAGCUGUGCAUCUUUGACAGAGACAGCCUUCCUGGGGGAAUUGUCACCGAUGAGACUCUGAGCUUCAUCCAGAGAAGCCGCCGCCUCUUGGUUGUGCUGAGCCCCAACUAUGUUCUCCAGGGCACCCAGGCUCUGCUGGAGCUUAAGGCUGGCCUGGAGAACAUGGCCUCCAGGGGCAGCAUCAGGGUCAUCCUUGUCCAGUACAAGGCCAUCAAGAAGAGCAAGGUCAAGGAGCUCCGGCGGGCCAAGGCCGCCCUCAACGUCAUUAAGUGGAAGGGCGAGAAGUCAAGGUACCCGCGCGGAAGGUUCUGGAAGCAGCUGCAGGUGGAGAUGCCCAUCAAGAACAGAUCCUAGAGCUCAUUGAGCCCAAUCUCUCCUCCAAAAUGUCUGUGGAAGGGGGAAGCUUGGUGGGUGGAGGGAGGGAAGGUCUGGCUCUGAAUGAGGGUUUUGUGAUGAAGGGUGCUGUAUUGAGCAUUCGGGAAGCAGCUGCCUUCCCCCACUCUGGGACUUCAUCGGAGCAAAAUGUUUGCCUCCCUUGUUUUCAGGACGCAGCUUGGGCAUUUUCCUGUGUGUGACCCCCACCCCACCCACCCACACAAAGCCAACAUAGUUUCCAUCCAGUGCAGAUCUCCUUCCAGGGAGACGGGUGUAAGAGCUCUUGGGCCCGGUUGGCAUGGGAUCAUGGAGAGGUUUUUUCCAGAUUCUGAGGGCUCUGGUCAAUCCUCUGUCUUGCCAUCAAGUCUUUUGGCCUACGUCUGGGCAAACUGAGGCCUGUUCUGAACCCAGAAUUAGGAACCAGCCUCUCUACAUCCAACAGCAGUCUGUCUGUCCAGUAGUGAUCAUUUCUGCUUGCUGUUAUCCCAAAACUCACUUAGCUGGCUUGUUCCAAGGGGAGUCAGAAGUUAUUCUGGUGGUCCAGUUCAGUUUACUUGAUAUUAGAUCUGUCUGAGGAGUCUGUCUCAUUCCCAAAGCAACCACACAAUGGAGGGACCUCACUGGUGGGCAGCCGUCAAAGAAUGGGGUGUCUGUAGAGUUCUCCUUUCUCCGUGUUGUUCCAGCUUAUUCCUUGUAGCUGAUCCAGCUCUUAGGGGCUGCUACAGUUCAGCGCUUCCAAGGGGCCACCCCACGGGGUCCUGCCAUUCUGUCCUCUCCUGCCCAAGUUUCUCCUGACUCCGGAGCAGAAACUCAGGGACCACACUUGGCAAUGAAUUCCUCUUUGCCACUACAAAGGGACGCAGAUGGGAAGCAAAUGAAGCUGCUGCUUGGCUUGAACUGCAUUCACACGACCAUAUAUACCAGGGUAUAGCCUUUGACCUGGGUAUGCAUGGUCAUGUGAAUGGACGUGUGUACACACACCCAUUUGUUCGGGUUUGUCAGGAGAGCUCAAAGAAAGGACCCAUCCUGCUUCCUGCUGGAGCCAUCUCCUCUCUGCUUGUACCCAUUAGCUGUGGGGCUGCCACACUUGCAAGAUGGUUCUGAGCUGGUGGGCAGCUGUGAGCAAUCUGGGUGGGGAUGAAGACCAGAAGCCAGAGAGUACCUUUUGGUUCCCUGGCAUGCUGGCAGCAGCUGCUGGCCUGUGCUGACUAGUUGCUGUCUGUGGCUGGCUUCCUGAUGAACGAAGGCCUUAUGGCAGGAUGUUGCACAAACGGAAGGCUGUUGUGCGAGCUGGCUACUUGCACUGAAUCUGGAGCUUGAGUUCCCGAUGAGCUUUACUCAACCCACAGCAUGCCUCAUUUGUUUUAAAGGGAGGUUUUGCUCAAGAGUGCCGGAACCCAGUUCCAUGAAUCCUUAUGCAAUCUUCUUGCGCUUGUGCAACUUUGCUUAGUACACAACUGCUUUGUUAGGAUGUCACCCCAUGUCCCUAGGAGAACGUUCUCCCUUGACAACACCCCUACACACACCCACACACACACCCGGAGGAGGGGUGCUCUUAAGAAGGCCCCCGGCUGGCAUGUGGAACUAGUUGCCCAGUUUCUGCACUGCAGCUUCACAGAGGGUGUGUUGCCUUCCCUUUGCAGCUUUUAGCAUGCACUUUCAUUUGCUUUCCAUUGUAGGGGAUGGGUAAGCAUCAUGCAGAGGGGAGUCAGUGACUUGGUGCAAUAUCACCCCAUUCACACAACUUUAUAUACCUGGGUACAGGCUCUGACCUGGGUAUGCAAGGGUGUGUGAAUGGGGUGACUAAUUCAGUAUUAUUUCUUAUGCCAAGUGCAUUUAUACACUGGAGGAUAAAACUGGGAAGCCGCACUUGCACGCAGCUGUUACGAGUGACCCUGGGACAUACAGCCCAUUGGGCGCUUGGUUAUUCUUUUGUUGCUCCCAGGUUUGCUUCAGUUGUACAGUUUUGUCUUAAUUCUUAGACAGCCACAGUGAGGAUGGUGAGGCUGCCCUAUUUUGCAGCUCAAGGAUAAGAAACCUUGAACCUCCUCUUGAUCUCUGGUUAUAUGUUCAGUGGGUGAAUCGGAGAAGGAAGUGAUUGGGAAGAGGGGCACAGCCCAUCUGCUAGGGCCAGAGGCUCUUGAGCCGUCUCUCUCUUUCGGCCCAGGAUUCGCGGCGGAAUAAACAUCAGGUUGUUCUCGCUGGUGGGUAGACUUCACAGUUCUCCAGACAGAAACAUGGUGACCUGUGAAUGACACACAGGAACCAGCAACGGGCUGUGGCUGAAAGACACAAAGAGAAGGUAUGGUUUGAGCUGCUGUUUCGGGAUAGUGAUCAUGAUUUGGCCACAGGAAUGAGAAGUUCUUCCCUGGCCCAUCCCUUUACUCUUUCCCUGGUUUAAUCUCCCCCGUAUUGCACUCCCCAGUUCUGGCUUGACUAGGAGAAUUUCUCAAAUUUAAUUCCAAACUUGGAAACAGAGAACUAUGGGAGGAGAGCUGAUCUUGUGGUAGCAAGCAGGAAUCGUCCCCUUUGCUAAGCAGAAUCCACCCUAGUUUGCAUUUGAAUGGGAGACUCCAUGUGUGAGCACUGUAAGAUAUUCCCUUUAAGGGAUGACGCCGCUCUGGAAAGAGCACCUGCCUGCUUGCAUGCAGAAGGUUCCAAGCUCCCUCCCUGGCAGCAUCUCCAAGAUAGAGCUGAGAGAGACUUCAGCCUGCAGCCUUGGAGAAGCCGCUGCUAGUCUGGGUAGACUAUACUGAGCUGUAUUUUCUUCUCCUGUGAGUCAAUUCCAGAUACAUAAUUUAAGGCUAUUAUUAAAACAUCCGUCCCUUUCCUGUAAUAUGAAAAAAGUCCAUGGCCCGAGUCCCGCAAUUCUGAGUUUUUAAACAAUGUCUCCAAACUUGGACCUGCCCCUGUUGCCAGCCUCACCCUUCCAAUACUUAAAAGUUCAGGAGGCCCUCGUUAUCCGCGGGGGUUCUGUUCGCACUUAUUUCCAUGGAUAACGAAACCACCAGUAAAGAGACCUUAACCCUAUGAGGACUGGGGUGGUUCAGUUCCUAAGCACACUGAAGUGUGGCGACAAUCACAAGAAAAAGCAGGGAGCAGAAAUAAGCACAGGGCCUUGCUCUCCAGCAAUGACCCCCAACUCCCAAAUCCUCUAGUUGUUGUUUUGUGCAGAAAGGAGCCACAAAAUGGUGGCAGGAAAUGAUGUCAAAAGCCAUUUCCAGCCACUCAGGAACUGUGGAUAGGUUAAAAUAGCCCUAUUUUCGCCCCGUGAAUAAAGAAACUGGGUCUUUGUGACCCAAGCAUGGAUAUGCAAAUCUGAGAAUGGAGAACCCACGAAUAAUGAGGGUCUCCUGUAUGAACACACUGUAUCCUAUUCAAUCUCUUUUAGCCACAUGCCAUUUAUAAACAAGGUUAUAGUGAACUUCUGGUAAAGAGCCUGAAAUACAGAGAUGCCUGAUUCCAUUGGCUGCCAUCCUGACUACUGCUGCACGUGCCCAAGAACGUUGCACCAGCGCAAGGAGACAGUAUAACUGUGCAAAGUCUUCAAGAUUUUUUGGAAUUGUAUUCUUAUACAAAAGUCUCCAGCAAAAUAUAUGAGGCAUGCCACAGGCUGUGCACCUUGAUGUGCAAAGCACAAACAUAUUGGCAGUAGCGCCGCACUAGUCAGGAGUGUCAGCUCCAAGCUUAGCACAAAAGGUGAGGGCAACAGCCUUGCACAAGGACAGGAUGUCUGUCAUGAUGCAUUUGUGUCCAGAGAGUACCCAAUGGUUCCACUGCCAGAUUUACAUCUGGCCCUGCCACAUCCAUUAACAAUGUGUAUCGAUAAACCACUACAAUGAUGUGCAUUAAUUGUAUGUAUGAGUGCAUUCAGUUUCUUUUUGUGUGAUGCUUUAUUAACGUGCAUGUAUGGUCUUGGACCACACAAAAUGGAGGCACAGGACCAUUUACAUGACUAUAUGUGAAAUCACUUCAUUUGCUUUUUGGUUGUGUUUUAUCGAUGCACUGCAGCGCACAUGAGCACUUCUAAAAGAGUGCUCAAAAAGCAUCUCAGUGCAGCCAUGUAUCCAGUCACAUCAAGGUGACAUUUUUGCAGUGUUAGAUCAGUGCAUGCACGAUGGUGGUGUAUUGGGGUGGGGAUCAUGAAUGGACAAAAGGAGGAACGGAAUGCCGUAGCACAGUCUGCAUAUGCAGAGCUCUCAGGAAGUCAGGGGAAAAAACCAAAUGUUCCCAGUGCCUUAUUUUCUAUUCAGAAACAAGAUCAGGUAGUUCAAGAACCCCAAAGCUUAGGGAGACAUUCAGAUUUUGGAAGCAUCCAUAAAUGGCCUUAGGCGUCGAGGUGGACCAGAGAUGUAAACCCAGCCCACCAAAGUGUAAAUAAACUUGACACACAGUCCAUCACCCAUCCCACACAUUUUCUGAUAUGCAUCACGGUUAAUAAACGCACUUCCUUGACCAAUGUACUUGUGGGCCAACUGGACACCAGCAUGGCCAAGGGUCAUGACUUCCCAGAUCCAGGCUCUGUCUGGCCCUUCUCAGCUUGGGUUUCUGGUGCUCCUUUUGGCUUUGCUGUGAUGUCUUCCAUGGCCCUUUGCCCCUGAGAGCCAGCGACCCAGCCUUCUGUUCCGUGCUCUAGAAGCUGGAAUGGAGAACUCUCUCAAGGUUCAUUUCUUUUAUGUUUGUUUUGUUCACGUGGCUUGAGUUUUCAGUCCCCCUCUCCUUCCUCAUUUUCUUAUUAUAUUUUGAAAAGUGGCAUUGUUAUGUUAUUUUAACUUUUGUUUUGCAUGUAAAUAAAACACUUAUUUUGA
Messenger RNA from Hemicordylus capensis (graceful crag lizard), 7074 nucleotides. RefSeq names its product interleukin 1 receptor accessory protein (gene IL1RAP). The transcript has 11 exons. The record is from RefSeq and is a predicted model, not a curated record. Gene Ontology annotation, biological process: signal transduction. Gene Ontology annotation, molecular function: interleukin-1 receptor activity. The coding region runs from base 569 to 2245 and encodes 558 amino acids. Lineage: Eukaryota; Metazoa; Chordata; Lepidosauria; Squamata; Cordylidae.